CAUAUGUAUGUAUAUGUAUUAGGGAUAUGAAUUUUAAUUGAUUAACAAGAAACCCUUAAUGUAUACAAACGUGAAGCAGAACUUUCUUGUCAUUAUUAUUUGGAAGAAAUGUUAAAUGAAGAAAAUUCUUUGAUAAUUUCGAAAUAAUUUGCUCUAUUAAUGAUAUUUACUUUCAUUAUAACAAAUACAUACAUAGAAUAUUUAUAUACAAUUCCUAAUAAAUAUUUUGCAAUAACAAACAUUAACUUGUACUAGCAAGACCUUGAGGUAUAAAAUUUCGAAAGUGAAUGUUCGAUAAUUAUGACUCAAAAUUUAUUAUAUUACGACAACAGUACCUAUUUUUAAAUGAAAACAAACUGAAAUACUAAAUUUAUAAUGUAAUACUAAUAACAAGAUAAAAAAAUAUUUAGGCAACAUUUGUUUGGAAGUCCCUUCCGUUUUCCAAUAAAAGAUAAUUUUUUUUUUAAUUUUAUCAAUCACAUAAAAUGAUUCCCCCGAUAAAAGGAAAAGAGAUAACAAAAAAAUCUAUAAAAUCUUUAAAGAACAAAACAAAUAAUUUAUUUGUUAAGAAAAAGUCGUGCAAUUAAGAAACAAACGGUUAAAUUGAAAAAUAAUUAAAAAAAUAAUAAAAAUUACGAAAUAUGUUUAUAAAAAUGAAAGUGUUUGUGAUUGUAACUGUCUUCAUAGGUGGCUUAAUAACCCUUAUAAAUGCAGAUACAUUUGAUGAAUGCGAAGAUAUAGAUCCGGAUACAUAUGUUGCCAGUUCGGAAAGUUGUUCGGCUUAUAUACUUUGUAAUGGAGACGAUUCGGAACUGUUUGAAUGUGAUGAGGGGGAGUAUUUUGAUAGUGAAAGUGAAUCAUGUGAUGCUAAAGAAAAUGUUGUUUGUCCUUUGGAUAACAACGAGGGAGAAGAUGGGGAAGGUGAUGGUGACGGAGAUGGUGAACAGCCAGAAGAACCAGUUGUAACGACGGUGGCUCCUACCACUAUAGCUACUACUACAGUGCCACCGGUUACAAUGGCCACGACUCCAGCUGAAAUUUUGGAUAUACCACCAGUUGUUAAGGAUUCAUGUCCUGCCACCGAUGAUCCCAAUCAAAUUGUUUAUAUAUCGAGUAGUGACACAUGUUCUGAUUAUUAUGUUUGUUAUCAUGGUCAUCGCAUUGAAAUGCACUGCACCGAUCAUUUGCACUUUAACACGCUUACGGGAAAAUGUGAUUUUCCAGAAAAUUCAAAUUGCAAGAUCAAUAAUCAACCGCCUUCGGCUACAAAUAAAUGUCUGCCACAUGUCACCGAUUUCUUUCCUCAUCCACAAAAGUGCAAUUAUUUCUUUUAUUGCAUCAAGGGCUAUCAGACGCUACAGCAAUGUCCAUUCUAUUAUGGUUGGGAUAUUGAGAGGCGCACGUGUGUCCAUAUGACACAUGCCAAGUGUUAUGGCAACACGCAUUAGUCAAUGAGUUUUAUUUUUUUAUUAAGAAAAAAAGAAACUCUUACAAAGUCACUUAUUCCAUGGGAGCGUUUCAUUCAUUUUAACAUUAAUAAACAGAGCUUUAAAGGAUUUAUUUUAUUACCAUUGAAUUUUCAGUUUUUAAUUUAAAAUCGAAUAAAUUGAAUUGCAUAUUGACUGGUUUAAGUCGACAAAGUUAAGUUUCAUUCCUUUAAGCUCUGAUUUUUGCUUCAAACACAUUUUCAUCUCAUUGUGCUAUUUUGUAAGUAUUUUAUUUAAAUAAAUAUUAAACAUAACAAAAAUGGAA
This is a messenger RNA of Lucilia cuprina (Australian sheep blowfly), 1752 nucleotides long. Its product is annotated as chitin-binding domain protein cbd-1-like. Gene Ontology annotation, cellular component: extracellular region. Lineage: Eukaryota; Metazoa; Arthropoda; Insecta; Diptera; Calliphoridae. The transcript is spliced from 2 exons. The coding region runs from base 642 to 1448 and encodes 268 amino acids. Gene Ontology annotation, molecular function: chitin binding. The record is from RefSeq and is a predicted model, not a curated record.